Molecule: messenger RNA, 1940 nt
Organism: Xenopus laevis (African clawed frog)
Lineage: Eukaryota; Metazoa; Chordata; Amphibia; Anura; Pipidae
Gene: gcgr.L
Product: glucagon receptor L homeolog
Biological process (GO): cellular response to glucagon stimulus; G protein-coupled receptor signaling pathway; cell surface receptor signaling pathway
Cellular component (GO): plasma membrane; membrane
Molecular function (GO): G protein-coupled peptide receptor activity; peptide hormone binding; G protein-coupled receptor activity
Source: RefSeq, marked provisional
AUAAGAGGGACCUGAGGAAUUGACUGGUGCUGCAGCGAUCCUCUGAUAUGGGUAGGACUUAUAUUGCAUUGGAAAGCCUGCCAGAACCCACUGGGCAAAUAACAGUAUCUCCUUAAAAUGCACAUGCUUAUCCCAUGAGCUCCAUAUUGAGGGGUCUACUUUUAACUCCAGAUGAGGAUUAAAGUGCAACGGGAUGACCUGGACGCUUAUACUUAGUGCCCUCCUGCUGCUGCUAAUGCUCUGCCAGGCUCCCUCUGCACAAAUCAUGGAUGUCCUGUAUGGAAAGUGGAAGGAGUAUGAGGCUAUGUGCAAGUAUAACAUGACCCAAGAGCCUCCCCCAGAAGGUCUUGUGUGUAACCGUACAUUUGAUAAGUUCUCCUGCUGGCCAGAUGCAUUGCCAAACACAACUGUCAGUGCACCAUGUCCAUGGUACCUCCCAUGGCACCUUAAAGUGCAGCAUCACCUUGUUUACAAGCACUGUGGUCCAGAUGGUCAGUGGGCACCUAUAAGUAAUGGGUCAAAUCGUGAUGCCCGGGAGUGUGAAUUGAACAAGGAGGAUGCAGAGGUCGAGCAAAAUUUUUUCAAGACAUAUGAACGUUUCAAAAUCGUGUACACAGUGGGAUACUCUGUGUCUCUGGGGACCCUUAUUCUGGCCUUCGCUAUUCUUGUUGGAUUUAGUAAACUGCACUGUAUGAGGAAUUACAUUCACAUGAAUCUAUUUGCCUCUUUCAUACUAAAAUCUCUGUCAGUACUUGUGCAGGACAUACUGCUUAAGACGCGUUACACUAAAAAGAUCGAAGAUGAAGUGCACUUGCGGCUUAGCAGUGAGGCUUUAGCUGGGUGUCGUGCUGCCACAGUCCUCAUGCAGUACGGGAUGAUUGCUAAUUACUACUGGCUUAUGGUGGAAGGGAUUUACCUGUACAACUUGCUGGUUCUAACUGUAUUCUCAGAGCGAAAUUACUUUGCACUCUAUCUCUGUAUUGGAUGGGGAACCCCAGCUCUGUUCAUCAUUCCUUGGGUCGCUGUGAAAUAUACAUAUGAAAACAUUGACUGCUGGUCCGCAAACAACAAUAUGGGCUUCUGGUGGAUUAUUAGGUCUUCUGUGCUCCUUGCUAUAGUGAUCAACUUUGUGAUCUUUGUAAGGAUAAUUCAGAUUCUGGUGUCCAAGAUGCGGGCCCCUCAAAUGUGGUACACUGAUUAUAAAUUCAGGUUGGCUAAAUCCACACUGACUCUUAUUCCUCUGUUGGGAAUACAUGAGGUGGCGUUUGCCUUCCUCGCAGAUGAGACCACUCAGGGAACCCUACGCUUAGUCAAGCUUUUCUUUGACCUUUUCUUUGGUUCUUUUCAGGGCAUGCUUGUUGCUGUACUAUACUGUUUUAUGAACAAAGAGGUCCAAUCUGAGUUGUUCAAAAAAUGGAAACGUUGGAAGCUUGGAAAGGACAUUAAGAGUGAAUGUAAACACAUGUAUAGCCAGACCCCACGUGUUGGAGCUAGUAAUGUCUGUGAAAUGCACAAACUAGUUGGCUGCUGUCACAAUGGCAUAGGCAAAGCACGACAUAAUGGUAGCAUGUGCUAUGAUGAAAAAAACAGUACAACAGAGAAUAUUACAUUAAGUGAGAGACAACUCAGUUUCAAUUAUCCUGACAGCGAAGAAAACACUUUUUAAUCAUCUUGUCAAUGGAAGGGCAAACACACAGAAUAAGAUGUAAGGUGACCGGUGAACUGUGAAUGAACAACACUGAAGAGCCAGUACCAAAAUCCAACAACAAUGCCCAUACAUGAAGAUGGAGUCGAGUAACUCACUGAUAAAUGGGGAGUGACCCCAUUGCUAUGAUGGACUUUCUGCUUUUUAAAAGGACAUCCUUUCUACAAAUUGUGUAUAUCUGAAUGUCAUAAUGGCUGUAUGUAUCAUUCCUUUACUGUAAAUAACACGUAAAACC